Molecule: messenger RNA, 611 nt
Organism: Caenorhabditis angaria
Lineage: Eukaryota; Metazoa; Nematoda; Chromadorea; Rhabditida; Rhabditidae
Source: the annotation of a GenBank genome assembly
AUGCGUCGUGCUCUUCUACUAACUGCUGCUAUUUUCAUCGGAUUUUCGACAUGUUCUGUGUUGCGUCAGGAGAAGAAGCAGAAUGAAAGCGAAAUUUUGGAUAGAGAAUUGCAGGAGGCGAUGAAGUCGAUUCAGGAGACUAAAGAUAUCAUCAAGUGAGUGGUUUUCAGUGGAAAAUUUCAAAAUUUGAAAAAAAACUUUCCAGGGGCUCGUCGAAACCUUCGGAUGAUGCAAUUCCAUUCUUCAAUUCGCUCCUCGAACACAUUCCAUUUUUGGGUCAACAAAAGAAAUCAACAUCAACUCCAGUUCCACAGAAAAACGAUACAACAUCAACAAUUCUGCAAAAAACGCGCGAAGAAAUGCGUCGUGACGUGGAACUUCUCCGCGAGUACUACACAGAUAUUCGAAUGGAAUUCGAUGAUUGGCUGAUCUCCAACAAACAUCAACAAUUCAAAUCAAUGUUGAUUGGAGCGUCUUCAGCGAUUGCGGUGCUUUUUGUUUAUUGGAUUCUUGUCAAGUGUUGUUUGAGAAGAACUCGCGGACAUUUGGCGGGUUUCGCCAAUCAACAAGCUUCGGAUAAUCAAUGGCUUCUUGGAGACGAGGAAAAGUAA